CAUGCAUUUCUGUUAUAAAGGCGAAGUUAACUAGUGGCUGCUUAGUUACUCACAGGUUUUUAACUUCGUAACAAUGGGAUUUGGAUUAGUAGAUCAUAUUAUAUUGCAUGGAUCGAUUGCUGUCUCUUUGGGUAUCGGGAUAUACUUUGGGUUUUGGAAAAAGUCCCGUACCGCCGAUGAGUAUCUGUUGGGCAAUCGAAAGAUGAAUGUGAUACCUGUAGCUAUGUCGAUAAUUGCGAGUUGCGUUACGGGUGUCACCUUUCUAGGAACUAGUGCCGAUGUUUACGCGUAUGGAGCAAAUAUGCUAUGGUCUGGUAUAUCUUGCAUAUUGGCAAAUGUUAUUGGAGGUUUCUUGUUUGUCCCAGUGUUAAUAAGGUGUAGAGCUGCAAAUGUUUUUGAAUAUUUCGAGUUAAGAUUUGACAAAAAAGUUAAGAUAGUGGCCUCCUGCGCGUAUACAUUGUACGCUUUACUUUACAGCGCAAUUUUGGCUUACGUUCCAGCCAUAGCGCUCGCUCAGGCAACCGAUAUCCAUCCCCAAAUUGUUACUUCUAUUGUGUGCACUAUGUGCGUCUUUUACACGACUGUUGGGGGAUUCAGAGCGGUAAUAUGGACGGAUGUGUUUCAAUUGAUUGGUAUAACCAUAUGUGUCGUUUUUAUACUCGUGCUGGGAAUAAAGUCGGUAGGCAGCAUAGGUGGGAUUAUAGAAAUGGCGGUCGAUGGCCAACGAUUGGAUUUUAAUUACAGCCUCGAUCCAACGAUAAGAGAUGGAUUUUGGCAGGUGGUACUAGGCGGUAUGGUUCUUUGGAUGUUCGCCGCAGCAUUCCAUCCCGGAACCAUCCAAAGAUAUUUAUCAGUCUCCGAGUUUAAAAAUGUCGUAAGGGUAAUGGCUCUCCAGUGUUUCGGAAUGGUGGCAGUAAACGCCUUCUGCGCUUUUAUUGGCGUUAUAUUAUAUGCAAGGUAUAGGAACUGUGAUCCAGUAAUGGCGGGUGACGUGCGACGAUACGAUCAAAUUCUUCCUUUUUUUAUCAUGGAAAUCGGCAAAAAAGUUCCAGGAUUGUCGGGUAUUUUUAUUGCCGGUAUUUUUAGUGCAACUUUAAGUACACUAUCUUCAUCAUUCAAUACGUUAUCUGCUACCAUUUAUGGGGACUUAAUAGCACCGUGUAUAUCACGAGAAGCACUAAAGGGCAAAGAAUGUUGGAUCUUAAGGCUGAUAGUUGUAAUAACGGGUGGUCUUUGCACAUGUUUAACUUUUCUGGUUGAAUACAUGGGAGGAAUAUUGCCGUUUGUGACGGCCUUUGUUGGCUUGGUGUAUGGAGUACUGACCGGAUUGUUCAUCCUUGGCCUUACCUUUCGGAGGGCAAAUGCAAAGGGUGCCUUUUAUGGAAGUGUUACAAGCUUUAUCUUCAUUGGUACCAUAGCUGCUAUAGGCCAAUGGUAUUCUAUUCAAGGUGCUGGUGUUGAUUUCAGAAAACCAAUGUCAGUGGCAGAUUGCCCGGUUCCUGUCAACAUCACAAUAGUGCCCACGACACACGCGGAGUAUACACACUCCAAACCAUUUGUACUAUUUCGAAUUUCCUUCUGGUACAACUCUGUUUUGUGUACGCUAAUGGUCAUCAUUGUUGGCAUGUUGGUUAGCUGUUUAACUAAAACCGAAAGCGUAGAUCCUACCCUUCUGAGUCACAUUGGCCGUAAAGGCGUCAGUAAAGGAAAACUAUCGACUAUAAAAACGUACGCGGUUGGAAUGAAGGACGAGAGUGGACAUACCUACAACUUCCAGCGGAAUGUUUGUUAAACAAUUACGACUGACUGUUUUUUAAGGAUACUGGGGUAUACUGAUCAGAUGCUACCCCUUUUAUAUAUCCUUGCAGCAAGAAUACAACAGAUAAGUUAUAUACAAAAAAAACUCCACCACCAAGAAAGUGACGAUCAACAUCCGUCUCAAAUCAGGCGUCUUUCAGAAGCAUUUUGUCAUUUAAAAGUAGACAUAGGAAAUCUCUCUGUCUACUUCUAAAUAAAUAGCCCUGUAUUACCUACUACACAAUUCCAUCCUCAAUGUUUAGAAAAAUCAUUUGGCAUGUCUCCCGCUUUAUUUCUAGAAAUAAUCAUAUAUGUAUUUACUGUUCCGCAAAUUAGUUCAAAUGAUUUAUGUAAUACUUAUUUAAAAAAAUUCAAUAAUGUAUGUUCAUCUUGUGACAUAGACCAUUCAACCUUUAAAUGUAUAUUGCAAUCGUUAUCUCACUAAUGUUCAUAAAUCACUAUU
This is a messenger RNA of Photinus pyralis (common eastern firefly), 2260 nucleotides long. RefSeq names its product sodium-coupled monocarboxylate transporter 2-like. The record is from RefSeq and is a predicted model, not a curated record. NCBI's taxonomy places the organism in Eukaryota, Metazoa, Arthropoda, Insecta, Coleoptera, Lampyridae. Gene Ontology annotation, biological process: sodium ion transport; transmembrane transport. Gene Ontology annotation, cellular component: membrane. Gene Ontology annotation, molecular function: symporter activity. The transcript has 8 exons. Bases 74 to 1792 code for a protein of 572 amino acids.